Messenger RNA from Eriocheir sinensis (Chinese mitten crab), 2445 nucleotides. RefSeq names its product demethylmenaquinone methyltransferase-like. The transcript is spliced from 7 exons. Bases 1569 to 2378 code for a protein of 269 amino acids. Lineage: Eukaryota; Metazoa; Arthropoda; Malacostraca; Decapoda; Varunidae. The record is from RefSeq and is a predicted model, not a curated record.
GCCACAGACAGGGAGAGUGUGGCCGUGGACUCCCCGGGCGCCAUAUUGUAUUAUACCCUCAUGUCCACUGCCUCCUGCCCAGUGCCUCAUCUCAGCACGAGGCCAACACCAAGGGGUCGCCAGCGGUACAGGGUCUGAAACCUCAUCAACGGUAAACGGCAACGGUAAAUGGUAAGGGAUGUGUCUCGUCCAGUCUGUACUGUCUGCACGGGUCACGCAGGCGUGGUGGGUCCAGGCACACGUACUACUCGUACUCGGCAGUUUGCCACUUGUCUAAAAGCAGAAAGGCAGAAAAAUCAUAAGGCUAAAUCAGUAAAAAUUACUUGUAUGUACUUGUUAUAGCUGGUAUAACGCCGUAUGGGUCCGUUAAGGCCGCCUCUGUAGGUUUAGAGAAACAACUUUAAACCUGGUGGUAACUCCAUUGACGAAGAAGUUUAUUUAGAGGUACAUAAAUGUUUUUACAGAUUGUGAACAUUAUUUACAAAAGGUCAUAUACAGAAAUAUUUACAAUGUUGAAGGCUUGGUGAAGCUAUGCAUGUAAGUGGCUUUGGACUCCAGUACAGAACAAAGGACCUCGUACCUGGACUCGAGCGCCGCCAUAAAACUGAGUACUUAAACUUGUACUUGGAUUCGUGAUACCGGAGUGGAAUCGUACUUGGACCCGAGUACGAAAAAAUGUCCUUGAACCCAAUCCUGUAGUGGUGGGCACAGGCCGGGGGCGGUGAGUCACAGGUCAGUGCACCGUGCAGGCAGAGAAUGUACAAGUGGCCGCGGUGUUUAUCUUGUCAGCACGACCAGCGAGUACUGCCAUCAUCAUCUUCCUCAUUUCUCCCUCCUCACUUCUCCUUCCUUCCUCUUCGUGAAGGGGCUAUGGGUCGUAUUUUAAAACAUUUCGUCGCCCAAGUUCACAUAUUUGACAUGGCUUUCGUAGGAGCUGUAGGCCUUUCCAGGGGUAGUUUUAUGACCCUGGUGGUAGUUUGACCCUUCCUCUGUGCCAUGAACCUUAAAAAACACUCAUGAAAAACAGGUUGAUCCCCUCUUUGACCUCUAGAAAUAGUUGAUGUGAGAAGCGAUGGUGUCUUAAAAUACGGCCCUAUUACACUGGGCAAAUUUUCCGUGGAUUUACCUGGCCUGGCAGCAUUAUGUCCAAGGUAAUUACCGACCAAAACUUUGAAGAGUUGUGUGAAGACAAAUUCUUCACGUCUAAGAAAAUAAAGUUGAUAAAAAGUUUGAGACUCGAUCACCAGACCACCGCCAGCUGCUGCAGGCGUGCAACGAACCUUGGUGAUGUUGUCAAGUAUUACGGCCGCUACUUUACUCUUAUCAUUAUUUCGAAACCACCAGUAGUGUAAAAAAUAUACGAUAAGGAUUUUUAUUACCAAUCAUCUUCCGUCUUCAGUAAAGGUAAGUUGCUUGCUGUCUUGGCCACACUUCCCUUGUAAUGAUUGUUCCCUGAGGACCUUUGUCGCUUGUGUUCCCUGCGGCAGACGUGAAUGCCUUGUUGACAUAGCCUUGUGCUCUGUGAGUCUCCUUCCUGUGCGACAAGGGACUCGGCCUGUACCCUGAGCAUGGGCACGGCACGGACAAUGUCUGAGGCCGACGGUCGGGGCGACGUGGCGGCGAGGACGUACGUGAUCCUCAACAGGCCGAGGAUCACGCCGGACGAGAUGACGGCCGGCAACGACGAGUGGGCCGAGACCUACGAGGAGACGCAAACCCGUGCAGUGUGGCCGUACCCUGAGACAGGCCCCGUGGAGGAGACCCGGAAGCGGUCCCUGGGGUACGCCACCCGUAAUCACCCCGCUCCCCCGUCCCCCCAGCAAAUGUUCGUUCAGGGCGGGUUCCGCGGCCCCGCCAUCACGCUGGAGGAGGCGCUGCGUCGCGUGCCCCCGGAGCGUCGGGCCAAGGUCAGGGUGCUGGACGUGGCCGCCGGGACGGGCUGCGUGGGCCGCGAACUCCACCGGGAAGGCUUCAGGCUCAUAGACGCUGUGGAGCCGUCAGAGGGCAUGACCAAGAAACUGCGGGAGUCUGGCGUCUAUACCAAUGACUUCAUGGAGUUUAUCGGCACCGGACAAUCCACCGUGCCCAGAGACACCUACGACCUGGUGGUCAUCUCGGGCGGUAUGGGGGAAGGUCACGUCCCAGUGGUUGGCCUCGACGACCUGGUGCGCGUCGCCAAGAACGGAGGCUUCGUAAUCAUUGUGAUGCGCCAUGAGUACCUCCAGACCGCGCCCUCCUACAAGGACAAGCUGGAGCCUUACAUGGACCAGCUGGAGGCGGACGGGAAGUGGAGGAAGGUGGAGCGUCGCAUCGUCCCAAACUUUUUCUUCGACAAGGAAGGUCUCGUCUACGUCUUCCGCGUCACAAAGCCUGAGUGAGGAGGAAGAGGAGGGAAGGGGAAGCAGAGAGAUGAGGAGGAGGAUCUAUACUGGUGCUGUGCCAAGG